This is a messenger RNA of Uranotaenia lowii, 3502 nucleotides long. RefSeq names its product LIM domain-containing protein jub-like. Gene Ontology annotation, molecular function: transcription corepressor activity. The transcript has 6 exons. The record is from RefSeq and is a predicted model, not a curated record. The coding region runs from base 749 to 3079 and encodes 776 amino acids. NCBI's taxonomy places the organism in Eukaryota, Metazoa, Arthropoda, Insecta, Diptera, Culicidae. Gene Ontology annotation, cellular component: transcription regulator complex; P-body; adherens junction. Gene Ontology annotation, biological process: negative regulation of hippo signaling; response to hypoxia; positive regulation of miRNA-mediated gene silencing.
AGUAAGCAGCGAAUAUAGAUGAGAACGGUAUCUCCUCAGGAUCGAUUCGUCCGAACUAAUUUGGUGGAAAGAAUUCAAUUAAUUUUAAGCCUAUUGUGAUAAAAUGUUAUCCUUUACAAACAGGGUAAGAUGGUUCGCUGACUGAUCGGUGGAAUUUCCCUAAAAAAGUGACGAUUUUUUAGUAUUUCAAUAUAAGGUGAACGUCAAGAACCUAACAAAGGCUGAUUCAUUCGUGUCAGAAGAGCAAGUUUAAAGAAAAGGAUGACAAGCUAAUAUUGGCACGAAAGAGUUGCCAGGUGGUAAAACAGUUUCAGUGGUGCAUACAGACCUACAGACAGACCUUAAAGAAUCCACUCAAGCAGGAAAGGAAACGAAAUCGGCGUGUGAGAGAGGUCAAGGGAAAACAAAAUUGGCCUCUAACGUGCCUUCUUCAGUUGCUUUUAUCGAUGUGAAUGAUGGUGGUCAUGUCACUAUUUACUGUGUGUUAGUGAGUAGCAGUGAAAGCAUCUUCAUUCAGGGAAUUUUUGGGAUAACACCUUCAUUUCGUGCCCCGAGGACUUACAUAGCUAUUUUGAAAGAUUAUUGAAAAAUUUGCAAAAUUUCAACUCAAACCAAACAUGUGUUUAAUACAAUGAAAUGGUAGAAGCAUUGUGAAUAACCGGUCCAUUCAGUUGUAGAUUAGCUGAAUGACAACCCAUGAGAGGCUAUCCUGGUAUCGAUUUUAUCAAGUAGAAUAUAAAAUUAUAAGAUGUCCAACCAUAUCCAUACCCAGAGCACGGAUGCUGCGUUGAUCGCUCGAAUGCAUCAGAUGCGUUUGGAAGGUGAUGACACAACAACGGGACAUGUCCGGAUGGCUCCACCUCAAUCUGUCAUGUUGCAGACAAUGGGAAGAGGUGCUCAACACAUCGGUCAAAUGCAAUUGGAAAACCAUUAUGUACCAGUGGCAACCAACAUCGGAGGUGGAAACGCCCCUCUUAUUAACGAUCCUCGUCUUUACGAUCCAAAAUUCCAGAACCAGGUUUUGCCAACAACCGGUAGAAGGGCAACGGAUAUUGCGCAUGUUGGCUAUUACAGAGUUAGCAACAGCCCCACCCAUUCAGUUGGAAGCUCAUCGAUUCAUUCCGGAGGAGGUGGCAGUCCUCGAUCCAGUGGUCAACAACAAAUGCCGCCUCAAUAUUACGAUCCUCGUUAUCAAGCGGUUUAUGAAAACAUAGAACAAUAUACUCCAUCUCAAUCCCAGCAAAUGGAUCCGCUUGUAUACGAACGAAAAUUUGAGUCGAGCAACAUCAAAGCUCAACCCCAGGUUCCCGUUGGAUCUACAGGGAUGCAUUUCGGGGCCAAUGGUAACGUUGGUCGAUAUGCCCAUACUCCUCAGCCUCCGGAAACUCACGAACAGCCUCCAAUUUAUGAAAACCUUCAAACUGCAUCUGGACAACAAGCUCAACCUCAAGCAUCGAAGGCAUCAUCACAAAUCUACUAUCAUCGCACUGACGCUGGUAGCCCCCAGUUGCCUCCAAACUCACAGUACAGCGAACUACCCAUUUACGAAACAACGGUUAUCAAUUCUAACGCAAGCUCAAGGUACAUCGCGGUUGGAGGCCAGGCAAAUCUUAGCGGACAUUAUCAACACUCGCCAUCCGGUAGUAACGUUUCGCUCAAAAUGGCACAGCAACCACAACCCGUACACUUGCCAAACGUAAAAUAUCAAGCUACAGGAGUGCCUCUGUCUGCUGCCCUGCCGCCAGAUUACCAGAGGUCACCGAAGCAUUCUGCAGGUCCAUCUUUGCCUCCAAAGUCGAACGACGUUCUCAAAUCAAGCUCAACCGGUUCACCAUCCCGAAGUAGCUCAAUCUCGGGGUCUAGCUCUCUAAAUAAAUCCAUCGUAGAAGACAUCAACGGAUCGGAUUAUGUUUGCAUGACAGGAGGGAGUAAAAAUCAGCAACAACAGUUUUACUCUGCAUCACCUCAACCACCACCAUUAACCCCGAAAACAACAAAAUCACAAGUAUUAGCUCCUAGUAACAACCAAGAACGACACUACGAGAGCCUCAGGGAAAUAGACCUGGCAGCAAGGCAAUCCGGCAAACCUCCCCCAAUGCCACCGGGCGUUAUUUCCACUUCAUCGUCGGCUUCACAUAAUACUCCAGGUUUUGCCACUGCUGGCAGCAAACCUGGAACUGGGGGAAAUUCAUUGCCUACCUUGCAACCUCCGAACACUGGCAGACCAUCGGCGGUUUCACCGACUCCAUCACAACUCAGUACAGGAAGUGGCUCCGGUAAACGUCUCACGAAGAACUUACUGCCGUACAAUGUUACACCACCGCGUCCAACAGGCCCAACUGAAGCAGAACGCAAGAUUGAAGAACUCACUCGUCAACUGGAGGAAGAAAUGGAGAAAAAUGAAGAACAAGGAGAAUAUUUUGGAAUUUGUCACACAUGCAAAGAAAAGGUAACCGGGGCUGGUGCAGCUUGCCAAGCCAUGGGGAACCUGUAUCACACAAACUGUUUUAUCUGUUGCUCAUGCGGCCGUGCCCUCAGAGGAAAAGCUUUCUAUAAUGUUCACGGUCGCGUGUACUGCGAGGAAGACUACCUGGUAACAUUUGAAUACUCUGGAUUCCAGCAAACGGCAGAAAAAUGUGCAAUUUGCGGCCAUCUGAUCAUGGAGAUGAUUCUACAAGCCAUGGGGAAGUCAUAUCAUCCCGGUUGUUUCCGUUGCUGCGUAUGUAACGAGUGCCUCGACGGAGUUCCCUUUACGGUGGACGUGGACAACAAAAUCUACUGCGUCAAUGAUUACCACAGCAUGUUUGCCCCGAAAUGCGCUGCUUGCGGGAAAGGAAUCACUCCGGUCGAGGGUACGGAAGAGACGGUUCGUGUUGUUGCCAUGGAUAAAGAUUUCCAUGUUGACUGCUACAUUUGUGAGGAAUGUGGGAUGCAGCUUACGGACGAACCCGACAAACGUUGCUACCCGUAUGAAGGACGGCUCAUGUGUCGUUCGUGCCACAUUCAAAAAAUUUCGAUUCAAGAUAUUCAUGGGAGAAUUAUCGAACCGGUGUCGGCCACUUACCAAUAUAUGGGUUAGGAAAGGAAAAUUUUCGAUGGUCGAGGGUAGACAGUGUAAACGGUAAUUUAUUUCAAAAACAAUAAAACUGAUAUCAGACAAGCUUGAUAACGCUGAAUUAACUGUGUUUACACUGCCAUGAAAACGCUUUGUACAUUAAGAGACGUGAAAUUGGCAUCGUCAAUAAUGAAAGCAUGUUAGGUAAAGCUUAAUAAAUAUUUUUCUUACGCCCAUGAAGACCAAUAUUAUACAAAUCAGCUUAACAUCCGAUGAAAAUCUAAUUGUAAUCAAUCCUAUACCGCGCGCUUGUUGUUAACUACCAACCAUUUGAAAACGAUUCGUACUUUACAUUCAAAUACAAAAAAUGCAUGUAUUUGUCGUGGCUAUUAUCGAAACAUUCCAUGUUCAAUUCAUCAUUCGAUUGUAGUUUGAUACAAAAACAUC